Messenger RNA from Dendrobium catenatum, 1787 nucleotides. RefSeq lists its product as uncharacterized. Bases 796 to 1488 code for a protein of 230 amino acids. The record is from RefSeq and is a predicted model, not a curated record. The transcript is spliced from 4 exons. NCBI's taxonomy places the organism in Eukaryota, Viridiplantae, Streptophyta, Magnoliopsida, Asparagales, Orchidaceae.
AUGUCCGAAUUUUGAUGCUUAAGAUGUUGCUACUAGUAGACUGUUGAGCUGACGGGCACUGGUUUUGGAAUGACUACAACGGAGAUGAGAAAGCUAUUGGAUAUGUUCCCGAACUUCAAUCCUCUCAAAUUUGUAACUGUUCAUCCCCUGUACGUUAUGAUUGAAAUAAGUACCAGUUUCUCUUUUGUCCUGCUAUAGUUAUCACUUUGAGAAAGGCAGAAGGCAAAUAUUGUCUCCUAAAUCUCUCACUUGUUGAAAAGCUUAUGCAUGGAUAUCGCAAAUAUACUUGUCCAAGUAGAUCAUCAUCAUUUGUUAAAUACUUUAUUUGCACCUCUUGCAACUUGUUGGAAAGUUUCAAAUGGGCAAUCCAACAAAGACUCGGCAGGUAUGCAACAAGUGGAUGACUGUUUUAUUGUUUUCUAAAUUAACUUUUUAGUACAAUUUUAAAAAAGCUACUUCAUAAAAUAAUAAGAAAGCCGGUCCAAACGAAACUUUAGAUAUUGUAGUUUAGGAUCUUUUGUUUAUUAAAUGUUCUUGAUUUUAGUUGAUAAAGCUUGAACAAAUGGCUUGAAAACAAAUAAGCUCAAUUCUGUUCUCUUCCAUCCAGCCAUUGAUUCCUUCUGUCAAACUAGCCAUUAGGAAAUUAGCCUAUACUACAUUGAUGACAGAUGAACCGUGGACACGUAAGGAGGAUAACACGAUCAUGUUAAAAUACAUAAAAUUAAUUGUUUUCUGGCAUGUCAUGGCUCUUACGUGUUCACAUUUAAUUUGUCCAUGCUAUACAUAUUUUAGCACAUGAUUUAUUUUUCUUUUACUCUACUCACCAUGUUCCAUUUGCUGCAAUUCCAACCAAGUCCAGUAAAUUUCUACCAGGUGUCAAUCUUUCCAUUGAACAGACCCUAUUGCAAUCUGCCAGCAAGACUUCCUUGGGUCCCACCAAGGUGGGGCCGCCAAAGGCCUUCCCCCUCAAUAAAAUCCUUAUUCUUCUACCGGGUCUCUGCAAUGGCCGCCCUUUGUGCAGACGCUCAUCUGCAAAUUCGCCCGGGAUUUGCUAAUCUAUACAAGUCGGCUGAAUCUGACGCCGAGUUUGUUCGCUCCUUGAUCACCGGAGCCGCAGUCGGCAGCUCUGCCAUCAACAACAUUAAUAGAAGAAGAUUGGGGCCAAACCUGGCGCCGGUGGUAGACAGCUACGCCUGCCGGCAGAAGUUUCUGAGAAGCUACACCUUUUCGAAGAAGGAGACGGUUCCCGAGAAGACCGCCAAGUGCUUCGGAAAGGUCAGGCAGAGAGUCGCCGACCUCCCCUGCGUCCAUUGCGGAGAGAAAUUGAGCGGAUUCUCCAUGCUGAGCCCCGGGGAGGGCUACAAGACCAAGAAAGUUCCAAAAAAGAGGAAGGGACGCUCAGUGCUGUGGCGUAUUUUUCACCGUCUGCUGUCUUGCAUGUCAAGCUUCGACGUUGCUGAGGGUAAUUCAGUCGUCCAUGCUUUGUAGGGUUAGCUUCCUCUGUUGGCUAUUGCGCUGGUCUUGGAUAAGUUCAUGACCUUUGUGUCUGUCUGUGUUGGGUCAUGGCUGUUUUGAUCUGUAUUUAAGUGUACCGUUUGUCGUACAUAUUUUCACAUUUUCUGGAUUGCUUGGGAUCACUCAGUAGGCUUUGGCCGGCAGGUUUGAAGCAUCAGAAUUGGGUGGAAUUAUUCGGACAUGGAACGCAAUGAGCCAUGUCACCUCUUGCUUUUAUGUCCGGCUGGAUAUCGUUGAUAUGAUGCAUUCUUAUUGAUCGUGCCUUUAAAAAA